AUGAGGCGACGACAUGAGCUGCUGGUCUCGCCGUCUUGUUGCUUGAUCGGCCUUGUGCUGCUGCUGCUCGCGCUGUCUGCUCGAGCUCAGCGGCAAGCACAGACAGGUCCGUCUGAAGUGGCCGCGCUGAACACCAUCUUCUCACGGUGGGGCCUGCGGGCGUCCACGGCGUGGAACAUCAGCGGCGAGCCUUGCAGCGGUGCCGCCAUCAACGAAACCGCCAUGGAUUCAGACAACGAAUUCAAUCCGGCCAUUAACUGCGUCUGCUCCUACAACAUCAGCACCGUCUGCCACAUCACCAGGCUGAGAGUAUAUGCACUAGAUGUGGUUGGUCAGAUUCCCGCGGAACUGCUAAAUUUAACUUACCUGACAGUACUGGAUUUAUCCCAGAAUUACUUGACAGGAUCUUUGCCAGCAUUUCUUGGAAAGCUGACUCGGUUGCAGUAUCUAAGUUUGAGUAUCAAUGCAUUAACUGGAGUUUUACCGAGCGAGCUGGGUAACCUCAAGAAUCUCAUUUCUCUGGGCGUUAGCACAAAUAAGUUUGUCGGUCCACUCCCCGAAGUAGUAGAAAACUUGACCAAACUUGAGCAACUGUAUAUCGAUAGUUGUGGUUUAAGUGGAGAGCUACCAUCUUCCUUUUCCAAACUUAAGAACCUGAAAUCCCUAUGGGCAUCAGAUAAUGGGUUUACUGGGAAGAUACCUGAUUACAUUGGAAGCUUAUCAAAUUUGCAGGAUCUGAGACUCCAUGGAAAUAACUUUGACGGUCCCAUUCCUGCAAGUUUUUCUAAUCUUAUCAACUUGACAAAUUUGAGAAUUGGUGAUUUAACGGGAGAGCUGUCUUCAUUGGCUUUUGUGGUUAACAUGACGUCGUUGUAUACUCUAGAUCUGAGAAACUCCAGGAUAUCUGACAACCUUGCUUCAGUGGACUUCUCAAAAUUUGUUAACCUCAAUUAUCUGGACUUGAGUUUUAACAGCAUCACAGGCAAAGUUACUCCAAACCUUCUGAACCUGAAUCCCCUCGAAUUCCUAUUUCUUGGGAGUAAUAACCUCUCUGGGAUCCUACCAGAUAUGAUUAGCCCUUCACUUACUACUAUUGAUCUGUCAUACAAUAUGCUCUCAGGAAGAUACCCUUCUUGGGUUAACAUGAAUAACUUACAUGUGAAUUUGGUGUGGAACAACUUUGGGAUAGAUAACUCGAACAACAGUAUUUUGCCUUCAGGACUAAAUUGUCUUCAGCGAGAUACUCCAUGUUUUGAUUCUCCAUCUUAUUCCUCCUUUGCGGUAGACUCUGGUGGUUCGAGACCCAUCAGAGGCUCAGACAACUCCAUUUACGAACCUGAUGAUGCCAGUCUUCCAGUUGCAUCAUACUAUGUUACGAACUCAACAAGAUGGGGCGUUAGCAACAUCGGGAGAUUCAUGGACUCGUCUAAUGGGAGUUAUAUAAUAUACACUUCUCGCCGGUUUACCAACACACUUGAUUCUGAACUAUUUCAGACAGCCAGAAUGUCACCCUCUUCAUUGAGAUACUACGGCAUUGGGCUCAAGAAUGGCAUGUACAGCGUUGUACUUCAAUUUGCAGAGAUUUUUUUCCCAGAUGACCAGACAUGGAAAAGCAUGGGAAAGAGGAUUUUCAAUAUAUAUAUCCAGGGAGAUCUUAAAGAAACAGAUUUCGAUAUAAAGAAACAAACAAAUGGAAAAUCUUAUACUGCUGUUCAAAGACAGUACACUGUUGAAGUAACGAAUAAUUUCAUUGAUAUUCAUCUCUUUUGGGCUGGAAAGGGCACUUGUUGCAUUCCUGACCAAGGGUUCUAUGGGCCAUCGAUAUCAGCAUUAAGCGUAUCUUCUUAUGAUGGCAACGGUGAAGGGGAUCCUGGUUCACAGAGAAACAGCACUACCAGUAGAACAGGUUUGGUUGUUGGAGUUGUAGUCUGUGUUGCAAUUUUAGGAUUUCUAGCACUCGCUGGGGCCUUUGUUUGGAGGCAGAAAAGAAGAAGGCUAGAGGUGGAAAUGGAAGAGCUGUUCAGUAUAGUUGGAAGGCCUAACGUCUUCAGUUACGGUGAAAUAAAGUCUGCUGCUGACAGUUUUAGUGAUAGCAACAUUCUCGGAAGAGGGGGAUAUGGACCUGUUUACAAGGCAAGACAGACUUGA
Molecule: messenger RNA, 2148 nt
Organism: Triticum turgidum subsp. durum (durum wheat)
Lineage: Eukaryota; Viridiplantae; Streptophyta; Magnoliopsida; Poales; Poaceae
Source: the annotation of a GenBank genome assembly